Messenger RNA from Notothenia coriiceps (black rockcod), 3153 nucleotides. It is a transcript of the gene dbh, whose product is annotated as dopamine beta-hydroxylase (dopamine beta-monooxygenase). The record is from RefSeq and is a predicted model, not a curated record. NCBI's taxonomy places the organism in Eukaryota, Metazoa, Chordata, Actinopteri, Perciformes, Nototheniidae. Gene Ontology annotation, biological process: norepinephrine biosynthetic process; dopamine catabolic process; octopamine biosynthetic process. Bases 826 to 2688 code for a protein of 620 amino acids. Gene Ontology annotation, molecular function: dopamine beta-monooxygenase activity; copper ion binding. Gene Ontology annotation, cellular component: secretory granule membrane. The transcript has 12 exons.
UUGACAGUUUGAUUAGGUCUUCUGAAGCCUGAGGCAGUGGCUUAAAGGAAAGGGCCUAAUGCAUUAAUGCCUUGUUUACGCCUCCACAUGUGCUUGCUGCACCCUAAAUCCACUUUGAAUCAAAUAGCCAACAAGCCAGGUGAGAGCUAUAGUGUGAUAAAUACUUUUUGUCAGGAAAUAUAUAAGAAAAUGUUUGAUCAUGCUCACUAAAGUAACACAAAAAGACAGAGAUAGAGUGAGCAAUACAGUUUAGUUUUUCUGAGCAGAUUGUCGUUGAUAAUGUCCAUGGUUGAAUUUGGAUCAAUUAGGGUCUGGCAGAUGUGAAGAAUCAUGGUUUACCCCAGGGCUUAAAGGAUACAAUCCAAUUUCCCUCAACAAAUGUAAUACUAUUAGCGUGGAUAAAAACAGACAAGUCACAAGGGAGGAGUCUCUUAAAAACCAAGGACGGGGACAUGGGAAAGAGAGAGACAGAACAGUGGCUCAGAGGGAAGAGACAGUUCCCGCAAAGGACUUGGAAUCAGAGAAACCUAAAGACUGGAAAGUUUAGGAAAACUCAACAUUAAGUUUGAGUGACUGAGAUGAAAGAAAACAUGGGAAGAAGAGGGUAAACAACCUCACCUGACUACUGCGACGGACACAGUCUAGUUAGUCCAGAACGAAGGGCAGGGCUUACAGGGACAGAAAGAGGUGUAGAGGUGGAGCUCUCACAGAAAUCCACCAUUGAGAGAACUUUCUUGAUUGAACUCCACUUCGGGAAGAUUGAGGAAGACAAAACAAGAGGUGAAAAAAGACGACUACUUGCUGCCACAAUAGAACCUUUCGGCUAUGAGGAUCUGCAAAAAGAACAUUCGGCUUCAAGACUUCACCAUCAUGUACUUCACCGCCAUCGCUGCUCUCAUGGUCAUCUUGGUGGCUUCAUACCAGGGCCCCACCAAUGCUGUUGAAGUGUCAGACCUUAAAAUAAACCCCUCCGGCCCUCUACCACCGCUCCCCAUGCCCUUCCGUAUGAGCCUUGACCCCCGCGGGGAUGUCCUGCUCUCCUGGAACAUCAGCUACGCCAACCAGGAGGUUUACAUUCAGCUGACGGUUGCAGACAUCAAACACGGCGUGGUCUUUGGGAUGUCGGACCGCGGGGAGCUGACCAACGCUGACCUGGUGGUGUUGUGGGACUCUGGAACUAACAGCUACUUUGGGGAUGCGUGGAGUGACAGUGAGGGCCACGUUUCAUUGGAUAGCCAACAAGACUACGAGUUGUUGGAUGCCAAACACAAACCUGACGGAUUCCACCUGCUCUUCAAAAGACCGUUCAGCACCUGUGAUCCCAGAGACUACCUCAUAGAGGAGGGAACCGUGCACGUCAUCUAUGGAUUUUUGGAAGAACCACUUGCCUCUCUGGAGCAGCUGAACCUGUCCCGGAUCCACACGGGGAUGCAGACUGUGCUGAUGCUGCGCCCCGACACGCUGCCACCCAUCCUGCCUCCAGAUGUACGGACGCUGGAUGUCUUGUCGCCAAACGUCAUCAUCCCACAUCAGGAGACCACCUACUGGUGCUACAUACAGAAGCUGCCUGAAAAUAUGCCCAAAAAUCACAUUGUUAUGUAUGAGUCAGUGAUAACUCCAGGUAACGAGGCCAUCGUGCACCACAUGGAAGUGUUCGAAUGUUCUGCAGAUAAAGGCGACGUUCCAGAGUACAGCGGCUCCUGCGAUGACAAGAUGAAGCCGAACAAGCUCGAUUUCUGCCGCCAUGUGCUCGCUGCAUGGGCUAUGGGUGCUGAGGCUUUUUACUAUCCUCCUGAUGCAGGGAUGCCUCUGGGUGGACCAAGUUCCUCAAGGUUCCUUCGUCUGGAGGUCCAUUACCACAACCCUCUCAUUAUAUCUGGCCGUCGUGACUCUUCAGGGAUACGCUUGCAUUACACCCCGAGUCUGAGGCGGUACGAUGCAGGGAUCAUGGAGCUGGGUCUUGUUUAUACUCCCAUCAUGGCUGUCCCACCUAAACAAAACAACUUCUACCUCAGUGGAUAUUGCACCUCCGAGUGUACCCAGACUGCUUUGCCUUCAGGAGGAAUCUAUAUAUUUGCAUCCCAGCUGCACACCCACCUGGCAGGGCGGGGGGUAAGGACUGUUUUGGUGAGGGCAGGCAAAGAGCUGGAGGUGGUCCAGGAGGACAAGCACUUCAGUACACACUACCAGACAAUCCGAGUUCUGAGGAAAAUGACAAAUGUUUUACCUGGUGAUGUCCUCAUAACUAAGUGUACUUAUAACACAGAAGAUAGGAGCAAGCCUACAUUGGGAGGUUUUGGCAUCAUGGAUGAAAUGUGUGUUAACUACGUUCACUACUACCCUCGAACUAAGCUGGAGCUCUGCAAAAGCCACGUUGACUCAGGAUACCUGCAGAAAUACUUUAACUUCAUUAACAGGUUCCACGGAGAUGACCAUUGCGUGUGUGAUGUGGACGUGACGGAGCAGUAUUCUAAACUACAGUGGGACGCAUUCAGUGGAGAAGUGCUGGACUCCCUUUAUAACACAGCCCCCAUCUCCAUGCACUGCAACCAGUCGAGUGCACGCCUCUUUCCUGGGGAGUGGGACAAGAAGCCUGUACCAGUGGUCACCUCCAUCCUGGAUAAGCCUCGCUACCCCUGUGAGGGAGGGGCGCCCCCCACCAGCAAACCCCCCACACCCCAAGUCUGAGCGAGGGGGUCACCACGGCCUGCUUCAGCCCACAAGAGGGCUGCUAACCUGGAGAAAGUUAAAGAAGCUCCUUUGAGCAGAAUUGAUCGUUUUGGAUGAAUUAUGUUCUCUACUCGCUGUUAUUGUAUAAUAUCUAUAAUAUAUGUUAUGAGUAUUCCCAAUGAUGAUUCCUAUGUAAUGUUUUAGCACUUGACAUGGAAAUGGAAAUGGUCAUGUAACACAAAAAUGUGACUCAUUAAUUAGUGCUUGGGACAAAAGUGUAACAUUAUUCAAAAGUAAAUAACUUGUUCUUUUAACCACUUCUUCAGUUCAGCAUUGUAUUUCUCCCACUCUUUUGUGUCCUGUGUGUAUUUGCUUUGUUUUUGUGUGUUGAAUAAUAAAUGUCACAAAAAUGUUGGCAGAUAAAAAGGGAUUUAUUAAUACACAAAUUGCUUUGGACAGAUUAAAUAAGUGGUUUAACAAUCA